This is a messenger RNA of Bombus impatiens (common eastern bumble bee), 3733 nucleotides long. RefSeq names its product ubiquitin-conjugating enzyme E2 H (gene UbcE2H). Lineage: Eukaryota; Metazoa; Arthropoda; Insecta; Hymenoptera; Apidae. Gene Ontology annotation, cellular component: nucleus. Bases 629 to 1192 code for a protein of 187 amino acids. The record is from RefSeq and is a predicted model, not a curated record. Gene Ontology annotation, biological process: protein polyubiquitination; ubiquitin-dependent protein catabolic process. Gene Ontology annotation, molecular function: ubiquitin conjugating enzyme activity. The transcript has 5 exons.
AGGUAGCAGCAAGGAAGAGAGCAGUGCAGAAACGGAAUCAGAUGCAGUGAAGUCUGUGAGUUGACAGUGGGGUGCACGAGAACAGGCGUUCAGUAGUGGUGGAGGCGGAGGAGGUUUAGGGGAAAGAAUUGUUUUCUGUGUGCGCGAGAAACGUGUCGACAAGUAACGAGUCUCUGAAAACGGGUCGUCGUUGGUGAUGGUGAAAUGAUUCUCUAGCCCGAGGUUUUUGACUUGGUCCGGACGGACAAAAGAGGAAGACCUUUUGUAUAUCGCUGCUGUUCAAGAGACCGUACGUUUGUUCAUCCGUAGAAAACAUCAUUAAACGCUGACGUCGCGGAAUUCGUCCCGUGUCGUUUUCCUUCGUGGCGAGCGUCCGAACAUCCAACGACUGACUUAGCGACCAUCACGCGCGCGUGUCUUUGUUUUUUUUUCUCGGUGCUGAAUAACUGUACGAGGAAAACAGAGAGAGUGUGUUAUAUCACAGUGGUGAAAAGACCGAUACGUUUCGUGGGUUUCUGCUGUGGUAAAUAAUCCGUAGCAGUCAGAGGCCCUUCCUAAACGACGAUCGAGCUCAGCUGAUUCAAGGACUUGCUGUUGAAGGGCUCUGCUGCGUUAAUAGACGAUAAAUAUGUCGUCCCCCAGCGCUGGAAAACGACGUAUGGACACGGACGUUCUCAAAUUAAUAGAAAGUAAGCACGAAGUGACGAUAUUAGGAGGAUUAAACGAAUUUUCCGUCAAAUUCUACGGACCACGGGGAACACCUUACGAGGGUGGAAUAUGGAAAGUGAGGGUUCACUUACCCGAGCACUACCCCUUCAAAUCUCCUUCGAUCGGCUUUAUGAACAAGGUGUACCACCCUAACAUUGACGAAGUCUCAGGCACCGUGUGUCUAGACGUAAUAAACCAGGCUUGGACUGCCCUUUACGAUUUGUCGAAUAUAUUCGAGUCCUUCCUGCCCCAGUUGUUAACAUAUCCUAAUCCAAUCGACCCGUUAAAUGGCGACGCAGCGGCCAUGUAUCUACACAAACCUGAGGAGUACAAGAAGAAAGUAGCAGAUUACGUGAGGAAAUACGCAACGGAGGAGGCGCUAAGGGACCAGGAGAACAGCGGUACUGAAAACGGGGUGUCGUCCGAUAGCGAGUCUUCGAUGAGCGACUUCAGCGAGGACGAGGCGCAGGACAUGGAGUUGUAACCAAAUAUUUUACCAUCCGUACCCAUAUCCUUAAUCUCGAUUUCUUGUAAACUCCGACCGCUCGUCCUACCAAAUAGAUGCUUACAUUUCGAACCUCCGAACCUCACUAUCGGUUUAGCUGCGUGGCACACUCGUCACUUUGUUUCGUAGGGAACGUUGAACCGCGACCAGGUUGUCCGUUAACGAAUCGGGAGAUAAAAAGAAAAGAAAAAAAAGAUAAAAGGGAACGCAUACGUAAACGAAAGAAGAGAAAAUGAAAAGGAAACGAAAUUUGAAGGAAAGGAGAAAGUACGAGAACGAUGAUGUAUACGUAGAAAAAAAAGGAUAUCGCUUUUGAAGUUCUCUUUACGCGAGAGAUUGGCGCUCUCGUCGUCGCCGUCGUCGUGUUUUUCAACGAGGGACGUUGACGAGAAAAAUGAUACGCGCCGUUUUCGAGAAAGAAACGCCUCGUUUUUUUGCAUUUUUUUUUUUUUUUGAUUUUCUUCUUUUAAAUUCACGGCUUUGCUACCGAUUGAUCGAACGUCGAUACCUUCAGAUUGUUGGCGAUCUGGCAUCGAUCGAAUAGUCGCGAAUCAUCGUGCGUCGUUGACGUUCCGUUUAACGAUCGUACGCGCGGUUGCGCCGUCAAAUUCUACGAUGAAUUAUUCUGGAAAAAUUGUUUCUUUUCUUUUUUUUUUUUUUUUCGUUGAAUAUUUUUGUUCGAUUAUUCCUCCACGUUUCGAAUUCUUCGUCGAUCUCCCUCUGGUUCUUUCUCUUUCUUUUUUUCCCCUUCCCGAUCGAGUCGAGUCAGAAACACAGACAGUCUUGGGGCGUUAAAAAGAACGAUGCACGAGCAUGAAAGAAAGAUCACGUUCGCUCGACAAGUAUGUAUAUCUUUCGGAUGUCGUAAUUCACAUUACGCUUGUUAUUCUCUGUCUCUCUGUGCGCUCUCGUUAUUCGUACAGGUGCCACGAGCAAGCACGAUAUAGAUCUCGAAUCAACAUCGAUUUCGAAUAAACAUUCGUUUCACGUGUUUUCGAAAAUGCUUGCUCGUAGAGUAACGACUCUUUUGUAAUUUGCACGAUAAUUUGUCACCAGACUAUUGCAUCGUAUUUGAAAUUGACAGGAUUCGUACGUUUGUAACUACACGAAGAGUCAACGAUGCGAUAAAACUAAAGAAAAAAAAAAAGCUAUUGUUUUCCGCUCGUUUAACGUUCCAACGAAUUAUUUCUUUUUGUUGUUUGCCGUGGUUCAAAAGAUAUAUCUGGUUAUUAGACGAUCUCUUUUCUUUUUUCUUAUGUUCACAAAAUGAAUUAUCAUGCGAAAGAGAAACAAAAAAGAAAAAGCGGAAUGGAAAAUAGGAUACUAGGUGCGUCUUCCUCUUUCUGUUCUGUCAUCACCAUCCCUGAACGUUUCCCUCGUAGGGCGCAGCAACGAGAAAAGGCUUCGUCAACAGUGUUGAAGACACUGACAAAUCUACGAUAUAAACGGCGUUUAAGUAGCGAUGUUAAUGUCGGGACAUCCCAGCCACAGUUGAAAUCUGCACGGUCAACGUUUUUCGACGGAAGGGAAACGAUCGAAGACACUGGUCACUUACGAACGACCUCGGCCUCCUGUCUCGAGACACACGCGAACACAUCGAACGUACGAAUUUUCAGAGAGUUGCGAGAGGACAACGACGCGGCGUACACACCGGAGUUGCGUCAGUAUUCGGAAAUGGACGUAGAUUUCAUUCACUCGGGAGGAAGUAGAAGCAAUCUGGACACAACCGUCUAACGGCUCAUCGCGAAAAUUUCUCUGGUGAUAUUCUCACGAUUAUUUUAUCAUAAAAAAAAAGUAAGAAAAGAACAAAAAAAAAAAAAAAGAAAAAAAGAGAAAAAGAAACAAAUGACUUUAGAGCAAUUAAUAUUGUUUGUACAAGGAUUUUUCUAAACGCAUGGUAUGAAAAGUUUUUCCAAAUUUUUAAUCGAAACGAGAGAGUCGCUUGUAAGAGUGAAAAAAUGACUUCGUUCGAGCGCCGUGGUGUAUGUAAUAUUUUAUUUGCGUGGAAUAAGAAAGGAUGGAAAAAGGAAAAAAAAUUUUUUUUUGAUACGAUCGAUAUUUUUUAGAGGUAACUUUAAACUGCGCGUUCAUGCAAGUCGUAUUCAUGCAUCGUGUUUUUUCUUUCUUUUUUUUUUUUAAUUCUAUCGACGUUCGGCUUAAUCGAGAGAACAAAGCGCAUACGGCGUGAAAGUCUGGGGCAGAAUUGGCGAGAAGCAAAGGAAAUCAAUGGAUGAUAGAAGAAUAUCUAGUGGAAGUGAGGAAUCGUUUCUUUUUUCCGAUGAUGCGAAAAGGCUUGUAGCAAACGGGAGGACACGAAUUUGUACAAAUCUUGGUGCACAAUAAUCUUCGUUUAGUUGUAACUCGCUUCAAACUGAUCUCUCUCCUUUUGCGUGGUUUACGUAUAUGCAAUACGAUCAACUAUACGUGCAAGUAUAGAAAAUGAUAUUUUAGUGCCUUCUCAGGCAGAAAAUUGUGCCUUAUUACAUGGGUCUCUGUAAAAAAAAAAAAAAAAAAAAAAAA